AUGGACCCGUCAAUCGUGCCUCAAGCACCUGUCUUCUUCUUCAAGCACGACUCCCAAGGCCUGCAGCAGACGACCAUGUAUCCCGCCAUGCGCCCGCUGGCCUCGACCGCCAUGUUCUCGCGGCCCGGCUCCUCGUCGUGCUCGCAGCCGCCCACGCUCUUCAGCAACGGCCCCUCGGCCAUGACUCCCACGAGCUCGCCCCAGCCGGCGCACCACAAGCCCGUCAUCAUGCUCGACACCGAGUUUGGCGACUGCCCAUACUUCCCGGCUACGCCGCCACUGUCCACCUCGGGCAGCGCCAUGGGCAGCCCCAAGAGCUUCGAGGUCCUACAGACGCCCAUGAACCCCAUGUUCUCGGGUCUCGACGACCUGGGCAAGACGGGCCUCGAACCCGUCGACUUGGUCUCGGUCCUGGAGUGGUCCAGCUGCGGAUCCCCGCCCAUGACACCUGUGUACCUUCAAUCUCACGUCGCCUCGCUAAGCUGCACCACAAGCGACCUCUCCACCGCAUCCUGCCCGUCUCUGUCUCCGUCGCCCACGCCUUACGCGCGUUCCAUUGCGUCGGAGAACGACGUUGACUUUUGUGACCCGCGGAACCUGACUGUCUCGGCCGGCCCCUCCAACCCGUCGCUGGGCCCCGACUUCAAGCUUGCCGGCCACGACGAGCCCCGGGCGGACCAGGCCGCUGCUGCCCCCUCCGCCUUGACUCAGCUCCCGUUCGACUUCAGCUCUGCCGUGCCCCACGGCCUGCCCAUCUUCGAGGACCCGUCCGACCUGGACUCGGAAGACGGCUUCAGCACUCUGGUCAGCCUGGGGGAGCGGAGCGUUGCUGACGUGUCCCGCCCUCGAGCCUGCACCGGCUCGUCCGUCGUUUCACUGGGCCACGGCAGCUUCAUCAGCGACGACGACUUUCGCUUUGACCAAGGCGAGGCCUUCCAGUUCCCCUCUCUUCCCAGCCCGCCCUGCAGCAUCGACUCUUCAGUCGACGACAAGCACGAGGACAAGCGCCAAAAGACGGCUGUCGAUGACGACAGCUGCAGCGAGCAGCCCAUGAUGAACACGGCCGCCAGCGACUCCCAGUCGAGAGACGACCACCAGCACUCGGAAAAGGCCGCGUCGGUCGCCUCGGACUCCAACGCCUCUUCCAACUCUGAUGCCCCUGACACCCCUCAUGCUGCCCCCACUACCCGCCGCGGCCGCAAGCAGUCCCUCACCGAGGACCCGUCCAAGACGUUCGUCUGCGAGCUCUGUAACCGACGAUUUCGUCGCCAGGAGCAUUUGAAGCGCCAUUACCGCUCUCUACAUACCCAGGAGAAGCCCUUUGAGUGCAACGAGUGCGGCAAGAAGUUUUCGCGCAGCGAUAACCUCGCCCAGCACGCCAGGACCCAUGCUGGUGGUGCCAUCGUCAUGAACCUCAUCGAAAACGCCGACGGGUCCGUCUACGAUGCCGGCAUGGGGCCUGGGUCUGCUGUCGAUGACUACGCAAACUUUGGCAAGGUGCUCUUCCAGAUCGCCUCCGAAGUUCCCGGCAGCGCGAGCGAGCUGUCUUCGGAAGAGGGCAACGACCAAGGCAAGAAGAAGCGGAAGCGCUCCGGCUGA
Messenger RNA from Hirsutella rhossiliensis, 1599 nucleotides. Its product is annotated as zinc finger, c2H2 type domain-containing protein. Gene Ontology annotation, biological process: regulation of transcription by RNA polymerase II. Gene Ontology annotation, cellular component: chromatin. Bases 1 to 1599 code for a protein of 532 amino acids. The record is from RefSeq and is a predicted model, not a curated record. Lineage: Eukaryota; Fungi; Ascomycota; Sordariomycetes; Hypocreales; Ophiocordycipitaceae. Gene Ontology annotation, molecular function: DNA-binding transcription factor activity, RNA polymerase II-specific; RNA polymerase II cis-regulatory region sequence-specific DNA binding. The transcript has 2 exons.